ACGUGAUCAAAUUCGUUUUUUCUUUCAAGUAAUGUUCAAAACUAAUGUAACAAUUAUUUUAUUAUAUCAUUUUAUUGUUAUUAGUAUGUAACACUCUGUAAUGGCGAAGAAUCAAACAAGAUUCUGGAUCGAAAUAAAUGGGAUUUACGGGUAAGUGAUUUAUCAACUUUGUACAUUUACAUCACAUGAGUGGAUUUGUCGAUGUGUCUGCCAAUAUAUCUGAACAAGCAAUCAACCGAUAUUAACGACAUGCUAUAUUGAGUGAAACAGCGAAAUAAUAUUUGUUCUUCACUUGUCAAUUAAUUUGCAUGUCUAAAGGCUAACCAGAUGUAUCAUUUUCACUGCAGACGAUGACUCUCAGUACACUUUUUAACGGCUUUUUUAUACUGAGCAUGCUACUCCAUUACAGAGACUGACAAAAUGACAAAAGAAUUAUCUCUCUAGAAAUUUCAGAGCAGCUCAUUCACAUCAUAUCUGAAAAUUUUCAUUCCUGUCCCAUUCUGUGCAAUGCCAAAAAAGCUUUAGCCUCGGUUCCUGUAAUCCACCAAAUCUCACCAAUAGUUUUUGUCAUAAUAUUCAUCGUUGCAUAGAAAUACUCCAUUACUUCACGUAUGAAGAAUUUUUACUAUAGCAAAAGUAGUUUGAAGAAUCAACAAUACUCAGAUGCCGGUGUGCAGGACUUCAGGGAACUUAUACAAAAUCGAAUUGCAGAAAAAAUAUAUCGAAUCCCAACUUAGUGAGAUGUAUUAUUGCUAGCCCAAAACUAAUUACUCUCCAAUGUAUAGAAUCUAAAAAUUUCUCAGCAUUCAUUGCUAGCACAGUCUUCGUGGCUGAGAACCACUUCCAUAAACUUCAUGUACUACUCCGUGAUCCGCACUCCAAAUAGGAGCACCCCCUCCUCCCUUCACCAAAUCUAAUUAAUCAAUCUUUUUUAAUUUCAGUGUUUUUUUCUCGUUAAUAUAGUCUCAAAGUGUCCUAUGUCGAAUGCCAUACGAACUAGAGACCUUCAUUCUUACUUAGUAGUUUUAUGGAAACGGAUUUUAGAAAACCCUAAUAGUGAAACCUCACUGUGGUUUAUUAAUAAUAUAUCUAAGUGUAAUUCCACGUUUCAAAUAAGUGAAAAGAAACCUCCAUGGAUCCUCUCAAUCCACUAAACAUGAUCUAAUUUUGACCGAACUCAUUUAAGGAAUAAAAAAUAUGGUAUAUUCACCGUGUUGUACUUUAAAAAGUUUUGUAUUUUUCUCGAAAGAAAAUUGCAGAAUCGCUCCUGUUUCUCCAGCGCACUAUGCUGGAUCGAGAUGAAACCUUUUUUUUUUUUUACAUAUGCUAGAUACCUUGAGUGUGUCGCUUUCUUCUUUUAGAGAAACAUUGUUUUGCUGAAUUUUAGCAGAUAUUUGCUCCGAUCAGCAAAAAAAUGUUUCUUAGGAUACACGCUGAACUUUAGCUUUUAUAUUUGAAGGAAAUAAGAUGAAAAGAAAUAGACAAGAGGCAUACACCAAGCAGUGUCUAGAUUCCUGUAAAAGAUGUUUCAGCUCGAUCGGACAUAGUAUUUCAGAGAAACUAAGACAAAAGGUGAGGUCAUUUUUAGCUCUUGCGAUUAGUAUAUUUUAUAGCAGAGAGCAUCGCGCCAAGUCGAGUCUUGCACAAGUUUCACUCUAUUUCCCACAGUCUAUGUGAGCUAAAAGUUUCAGAAUUUGCCACAGAGUCAUUCUCGGGAAAUUUCAGAAAUAUAAGGGACGGGAGAGUGCAGCGGUAUCCUUAACGUGAAUCUAUCGCUCCGAUGAUUCAUUUUCCGAUUUGUUUGCUAUGAAAGUAACAUCGUAUGUCAUGGCAUUUUCGCCUCCUCUUUAUUGUCCAUUCGAAGCAAAAUAGUUUGUUACUUGGAAGAGAAGCAUUCCAAGUAUUUCAUGGUUCCUUCUCGUCGAUGAAAAAUGACGAGAUCCACCAAUGAUCCAUAUUGUCGGACGUUCCGUCAGUCUCUGCUCCAUGACUGUAUCUUUGUAUUGAAUUCAUGCAAUAUACGGAUAAACACUUAUGAGUAUAAUUUCAAAGAAAUAUAAUCUUUUCUUUUUUUCAGCAAGCCAUCGCGGACUAUUUUAACGACAACGGUAUGUCUCUCGAAUAUUUCUCUCACAUUUCAUCAAAAGACUUAUUUAGAUUCAGAAUUAAUUAACAGUGCAAAAUCCAAGCCAGUGCUGACUAGCCUUAUUAUAAAUCAAGAAAAAGAUCAAUAUCUUGCAAAAUACAUUCAAGAAUUGCAGCACCAAUCAAAUGGAGAUAUGGCAGUCUUAGAACAGAAAAUUGCUAGUACCAGAAUUAUGGGUGUGCACAAACGAAUUGGAUUUGCUGCUCACGAUGGAAAGAAACAAGAACUGAUCGAGUGCCUUAAAAAACAUAAGAAUAUACUUCUUAAACACAAACUCUAUGGUACGGGUACAACAGGAUUGCUGAUCGAAAAAGAACUGAAUGUGCUUGUAACACGGUUUCAAAGUGGUUCCAUGGGUGGCGAUCAACAAUUAGGAGCAAAGAUUGCUACAGACGAGCUUGACAUUCUCAUCUUUCUCAUUGAUCCAUUGAGUCCUCAAGCCCAUGAUGCCGACGUCAAAGCACUUCUUCGAUUAGCUGAAGUGUAUAACAUACCUUGUGCAACGACUGCUACUGCCGCUGACUUUAUACUCACUUCGGGAAUGAUGGAGGAACUUUGUAUACGACAGGUGUCGUUAACCGGAUACCCGAAAGCGUAA
Rotaria sp. Silwood2 is the source of this 2744-nucleotide messenger RNA. The record is from the annotation of a GenBank genome assembly. Lineage: Eukaryota; Metazoa; Rotifera; Eurotatoria; Philodinida; Philodinidae.